Messenger RNA from Wyeomyia smithii (pitcher-plant mosquito), 3204 nucleotides. RefSeq lists its product as uncharacterized. The transcript has 5 exons. The coding region runs from base 1 to 3204 and encodes 1067 amino acids. NCBI's taxonomy places the organism in Eukaryota, Metazoa, Arthropoda, Insecta, Diptera, Culicidae. The record is from RefSeq and is a predicted model, not a curated record. Gene Ontology annotation, molecular function: nucleic acid binding.
AUGGCAAAUUUGGACUCUCAAAUGUCGAAACUCGAAAGGGCUGGUGCAAAAUCGAUAGCGAAGGUCGAUUCGAACGUAGGUGGAUCAGAUGUACACCCUCUGGAGAAUAAAAACACACCGCUUCGCAAUCCGGAGGUUAAAGGGCGACAGAAUCCGAAAAAACUGCACCGAUUUGCUGGAGAUGAAUCCUCAGAAGAAGACGACUAUGAAAGCGAAGAGGAGCAUUCUUCUGGCGAAGAAAAUACUGAUUCUAGUGACAUUGAUUACGAUUCGAAAAAUACAAAAGUGAAGGAAGAUGGGAACAACGAUCUAGUUGGAAAGCUUCCGGAUAACGAUAAGCGUGAGUGGGUCCGCUACAAACGUGAAAAGAAGCGAGUCACGCUACGGACAUUCACCGAUUUUAUUUCCGAAAUAGUAGAAGAAGCUUGCGAGGCAAAUGUGACGCUAGAGUAUAAGCCCGUUACCGAGUUUCGAACGGGCAAAGACCGACAGAAGGAGAAAGGCGGAUUGUUUAACCAUAGCAUCAGCGAGAACACGAGAGCUAGCAAUGAAGAACGGAAGAGGCAAAAACCUUGCAGAGCAUGUCAGCGCACUGAUCAUCGACUGCGUUACUGCCAGGAUUUUAGAAACCUCUCGUACGCAGAUCGAAUGGAAAUAGUAGAUCAGUGGGGUUUGUGCUCAGUGUGCCUGAACGAACACGGUAUGGCUCAAUACGUCGUUGGUACGAGUGCCCAUAUUCGAACCAACAACGUGACAUUGUUCCGAAUGAUUCCAGUUAAUCUCCACUGGGGAGAUCGUACAAUCACAGCUCUUGCGUUUUUGGAUGAAGGUGCUUCCGUGACGCUGGUAGAAAAAAAUAUAGCAGAUCGUUUAGGUGUGUGUGGCGUCCAGGAAAAGCUUACGAUUAGGUGGACGGCCGAUAUAACACGAGUAGAAAAGGAGUCGCGUAGGAUGAAUCUUUGGGUAUCCGCCGUCAGUGCGGAUGACAAAUUGUUGCUGAAGUCAGUUCGCACGUUGGAAAAAUUAAUGCUACCCCAGCAAGCGCUAAAAUCAAAGGAGAUUGCGGCACAGUACGCUUACAUGCAGGGACUAUCGAUAACAUCGUAUGAUGGACGACCGGAAUUACUCAUAGGUUUGAAUAACAUCCAUUCGUUCGCACCGACGGAAAUAAAGGUUGGGACGGAGACAGAACCUAUUGCAGUGCGCUUUCAUCAAGAGGUCAGCAAUGAACAACUGUACGAUUUGCUGAAGACCCACUAUGCAUUAGAGGAAUCAGUGGUUUGCGUGCCAAGGGAAUCUGCAGAAGAUAAAAGGGCUCGCGAAAUCCUCCAGCGCACUACUAAACGAAUUGGAGACCGCUUUGAAACCGGGCUUCUGUGGAAAAAUAACGAUCCGCAUUUCCCGGAUAGUUAUCCGUUAGCCGUGAAAAGACUGAAGCAGUUGGAGAAAAAACUGGAGAAGAAUCCAGAGUUGUACGAGAGCGUAUGCCGACAAAUCGAUGAGUACCAGGAGAAGGGGUACGCGCAUUUAGCAACUCCUGAAGAGCUUGCUAAUACAGAACCAAGAAAAAUAUGGUACCUCCCUUUAAAUGUCGUCUUGAAUCCCAGGAAACCAGGAAAAGUACGGCUCAUCUGGGAUGCUGCAGCUGCCGUGCAGAACGUAUCACUCAACUCUCAGUUAUUAACGGGUCCUGACAUGCUUGUUCCGUUGGUUACAGUAAUAAUCGGAUUCCGAGAGCGCAAAAUUGCCUUUGGAGGCGAUCUGCGUGAAAUGUAUCACCAAGUAAAAAUAAUCGACGAUGACAAGCAGGCCCAACGUUUUCUUUUCCGAAAAAAACCCCAAGACCCGCCAAAUAUUUUCGUUAUGGAUGUUGCCACAUUUGGAUCCACAUGUUCUCCCUGCUCAGCUCAAUACGUGAAAAACUGUAAUGCACUGGAGUAUGCCGGACAAUAUCCAGAAGCAGUGGAAGCAAUUAUAAAUCGCCACUACGUCGACGAUUAUUUUGAUAGUGUCGAUACCGUUAAGGAAGCAAUUACCAGAACGAAUCAAGUAAAGUUCAUUCAUAAAUGCGCCGGAUUCGAGAUUCGCAAUUGGGUAUCGAACUCGUCUGAAGUACUGCAGAGCUUGGGAGAGGAAAUUUCAGCUACAAAGGUCCAUUUCAAUCAGGACAAGAUUACGUUACAAGAGCGUGUGUUGGGUUUGAUAUGGAAUCCAGAACAUGACGAGUUUUCCUUCUCCACACAGCAUCGAGAAGCAACUCUUCCAUACCUUCGGGGGGACAAACGGCCAACAAAACGAAUAGUGUUGAGUUGUCAUCUUUGGCGUAGCGGUUGCGACUGGGAUGAUGUAAUUUUCGACAGCUGCUGGGAGAUGUGGAAACGAUGGAUCGGUUUACUGGUGGACGUAGAAAACGUACGCGUCCCACGAUGCUACUUAGGCGAUUCAGUAGCGGCGAACGCAGAGUCAAUAGAGAUCCACAUUUUCACCGACGCCAGUGAAAACGCCUAUGGAAGCGUUGCAUAUCUCCGGGCGGUUUUCAAAGGCGAGGUGCGGUGCUGCCUGGUUAUGUCUCGAGCGAAAGUAGCUCCGCUGAAACGCCAAUCGAUACCUCGAUUGGAAUUGAUGGCUGCUGUUCUAGGGGCUCGAAUGAGCCAGACCAUACUAGCAAAACAUACGUUGAAGAUUGACCGUUGUAUUCUGUGGACAGAUUCCAGGACAGUGUGCAGCUGGAUAAGCUCUGACCAGCACAAAUUUAAGCAGUACGUGGCUUUCAAAGUUGGGGAAAUUCUGGAGCUAACUCGUGUAACAGAUUGGCGAUGGAUUCCGACAAAGUUGAACGUGGCUGACUUACUAACUAAAUGGGGUCGAACUCCGUUUUUGCACAGCGACGGAGAAUGGUUCAAAGGUGCAUCUUUUCUUUACAAUUCGGAAAACCAAUGGCCGUCUACGAGUAUACCAGUUGAAGAUGCCGACGAAGAAACUAGAGCUCACGUACUGUAUCAUGAGGUCAUCGUUGAUAAUAGGUGCUCGCGAUGGACCACAUUACUUCGAGGUACAGCAUACGUGUUAAGGUUCCUGAACAACUGCAAGCGAAAGAAAAACAAACUUCCCAUCAUCACUAUGAAAGCCACGGAAACUCAGCGGAAGUUGAUCAAAGCGAAACAUGAGACGAUUCAGCUGCCACUAAGCAAAGAAGAGUUCUAG